This is a messenger RNA of Vairimorpha ceranae, 669 nucleotides long. RefSeq lists its product as hypothetical. Bases 1 to 669 code for a protein of 222 amino acids. The transcript has a single exon. NCBI's taxonomy places the organism in Eukaryota, Fungi, Microsporidia, Nosematidae. The record is from RefSeq and is a predicted model, not a curated record.
AUGUCAUCAAAAAGGAGAAUUUAUAUUUUAUCAAUGUGUUCAGUAUUACUAACAGUUUUUAUAUUUAUACUUCUCAGAUACACUAGCAUUUUGGGGUCGUAUUUUAAUGCAUUUCAUAAGAUAUCUCUUAAAGAUACUGUAUUAGGAAAAUUUGAUACUGAUAUUGCAUUUAAUGAAUACUCAAAAGCAAUUCAAACACCCGAAUUUACUAAAGAAGAAUUUGUUUUUAUGGCUAAAUCUUAUUAUUGUAUUUCUAAAAUACCUAGAAAAGUUUUGGUAAAUUAUUUUUUAAAUGUCUAUAAUGAAUUCCUUUUAAAUUCAUCGAUAGUUAAAUCUCCUGAGAAAGUCAAAUUUCUUAUGCCCAUUUUGACUGAAACUUGGCAAGUAGCUUUUAAUUUUAUUUUUUCCAAUUUUAUUGCUAAAAUCUAUGCCAAUUUUGUCACAAAUAUAAUGAACAAGUUUAACACGCCUAGAAAUAGCAACGAUUUACUUAUGAUUAAAUUAUUGCAAAAAUAUAUUGGUACUUUAGAUACAAGUUUUAACAGUCUUUUAGAAGAUGAUUUAAAAAGCAAAUUAACUGAAAGGAAACUAAAAAAGGAAUCAUUAAUGUUAUCUUACAUUGAAGAGACACUAAUUGAGAUAAUUCCUAAAAGCAAAGAGUUUAAAUAA